CGUCCCUGAUGUCACAAUUCAGAGGCUGCUGCCUGCCUGGGAGGUUGUAGAAAGCUCUGCAGGUUUUCUUUGUGUGUUCUACAGGGCGCCCAGAGCUAGGUCCCUGUUUAAUGGCAGUUAUGAAAAAAUUCCUCCUCCCCAUCCUGGUGCUCUUCCUGGCCUACUACUAUUCUACAAAUGAAGAGUUCAGAGCAGAAAUGCUCCAGGGGAAGAAAGUGAUUGUCACUGGGGCCAGCAAAGGUAUUGGAAGAGAAAUGGCAUAUCAUCUGUCAAAAAUGGGAGCCCAUGUGGUAUUGACUGCAAGGUCAGAGGAAAGUCUCCAGAAGGUAGUGUCUCGCUGUCUUGAACUCGGAGCAGCCUCUGCCCACUACAUUGCUGGCACUAUGGAAGACAUGACAUUUGCGGAGCAAUUUGUUGUCAAGGCAGGAAAGCUCAUGGGUGGACUGGACAUGCUCAUUCUCAACCACAUCACUCAGACCUCUUUGUCUCUCUUCCAUGAUGAUGUCCACUCUGUGCGAAGAGUCAUGGAGGUCAACUUCCUCAGCUACGUGGUCAUGAGCACAGCUGCCUUGCCCAUGCUGAAGCAGAGCAAUGGCAGCAUUGCCGUCGUCUCCUCCUUGGCUGGGAAAAUGACUCAGCCUCUGAUUGCUUCCUACUCUGCAAGCAAGUUUGCUCUGGAUGGGUUCUUUUCCACCAUUAGAAAAGAGUACCUCGUAACCAAAGUCAACGUGUCCAUCACUCUCUGUGUCCUCGGCCUCAUAGACACAGAAACAGCUUUGAAGGAGGUCUCUGGGAUAAUUAAUGCCCAAGCUUCUCCCAAAGAGGAUUGUGCCCUGGAGAUCAUCAAAGGCACAGCUCUACGCAAAGAUGAGGUGUACUAUGACAGAUCGUCUUUGACUCCAAUCUUGCUUGGGAACCCAGGAAGGAAGAUCAUGGAAUUCUUUUCAUUACGGUAUUAUAAUAAGGACAUAUUUGUAAGCAACUAGGAACUCCUGAGGCCUGGUGAGGGGUCUUGGAACUGUCCUGCCUGAUACUUCUGUGAGCCCUACCCACAAAAGCAUCUUUCCAGAGAUAUACAAAUUUUGGGAUACACCUCAUCAUGAGAAAUUCUUGCAACACUUGCACAGUGAAAAUGUAAUUGUAAUAAAUGUCACAAACCACUUUGGAGCCUGCAGUUGUGAACUUGAUUGUAACUAUGGAUAUAAACACAUAGUGGUUGUAUCAGCUUUACCUCACACUGAAUGAAAAAAUGAUGCCUAAUGUAACAUUAAGUAUAAUAAAGGUAAUAUCAACUUUGUAAAUGCAAAA
Mus pahari (shrew mouse) is the source of this 1308-nucleotide messenger RNA. It is a transcript of the gene Hsd11b1, whose product is annotated as hydroxysteroid 11-beta dehydrogenase 1. Gene Ontology annotation, cellular component: intracellular membrane-bounded organelle; endoplasmic reticulum membrane. Lineage: Eukaryota; Metazoa; Chordata; Mammalia; Rodentia; Muridae. Bases 111 to 986 code for a protein of 291 amino acids. The record is from RefSeq and is a predicted model, not a curated record. The transcript is spliced from 6 exons. Gene Ontology annotation, biological process: steroid catabolic process. Gene Ontology annotation, molecular function: 11-beta-hydroxysteroid dehydrogenase (NADP+) activity; steroid binding.